Molecule: messenger RNA, 1350 nt
Organism: Prorocentrum cordatum
Lineage: Eukaryota; Dinophyceae; Prorocentrales; Prorocentraceae
Source: the annotation of a GenBank genome assembly
AUGCUAUGGCAGGUCGAGCAGGAUGGCGCACUUCAUGACAGGACGGCACUGUCCUUCCGGGAGUUCGUCUGGCUCAUCGUGACCUUCAGAGACGGGAAGGCGCCCCCCGCCCGCGACCCGCAGCAGAGGGCGCGGGACAAGGACGAGUGGCGCGAGUUCUUCGACUUCAAGGACUUCGAGCUGACCAAGUACACGGCAGAGUUCCGGAAGCGGGACCGCGACGGGAGCGGCACCAUCUCUGCAGAGGCCCUGGCCGCGCUCCUGGACACGACUGUGCUGGCCAACUCGCCCGUCGACGACAGACAGGCCCUGCGGCAGGCGCUCCUCGGGCGGCCGCCACCCGCUGAGGGCGUCGGCCUGCAGGGCGUGCUGAGGAUCGCGCGUGCGGUGCAGGACCACGUCGAGUGGUGCAACGUGGCCAAGGAGUCCGCCGCCGCGAAGGCCUGCAGCUUCUCGCCGGCCGACGUGGAGGCCAGCCGCGAGAUCUUCAAGAGUUUCGACUCCAGCGGCGUGGGCCUGAUCCUCCACGAGGACCUCCUCGAGGCCCUCUGGGGCGUCGUGCAGGGCGCGCGCCGCCCAGAGGCGAUGGGGCGCCGCACCACCCGGCGCACGGUGGCGUCGGCCCCGGAGGGCACCGGCGUGCCCAGCGCCCGCGACGCGCGCCUCAGCCCCGGCGCCGUCGCCGCGCACCGGGAGCGGAGGCCCCCCGUCCUGGAGGAGAUGCCGCUGGAGGAGUCGGAGAGGCUGCAGGGGUGGCUGCAGGAGGCGGACACGGACGGCAGUGGUUGCAUCGACUUCGCCGAAUUCUUGCGCCUGAUGUACAUCGUGCAGCGCGAGAACUGGUGCAACAUCAACAGGGCCGCCGAGAGGGUCCUGGAGGCGAACGUGCAGGCCGUGCGCCGUCUCAACACGGCGCCGCUGAAGGCGGGGGCGCCGAUGCUGGAGGAGGCCGAGGCCGACGCCGCGCCGUCGGCUCCGGACGAGGCGCUCCAGAACGACGCCUUCCGUCUGCGCGGCCACGGCCUCGCCGCGCAGGUGGGUAAGACGCCCAGCCAGACCAGGCGCAACGCGGUGGUGAAGCGCGCGGAGAACAUGUUCCGCAUGCAGAGGGUCAGCGUCAAGAAGAGGGCCUCCGUCGCGGCCUCCUUUGCGUCCCCGGACCCCGGCGCAGCCGCCGCCGCCCCUGGCGUCGCGGCCGCUCUCGGCGUCCGUCGCAGCCCCCGGCGGUCCCCGGCGGCGUUCGGCGGCCCUUGGCUGCGGUUCGGCGGCGACGAGUCGUCGAAGGGCUCGCGGGGCCCCUGCGCAGACAGGACUUUGCUAGCCACGACGCUGCCAGACCUGGCGGGGUAA